GAUUGGCCAGACGCCGUGAUGCUAGCAGACAUAUUAUUGGUUAAGGGGGCAGCAAGUUAAGAUGGCGGCGGCUUCAGCUGUGCGAGCUAUCGGGAGUAACCUCGGGAAGAACCUCAAGGAGAUCCGGCUUCACCUUUGCCAGCGCUCGCCCGCCAGCCAGGGAGCCAGAGACUUCAUUGAACAGCACUAUGUGGCUCUAAAGAAAGCCAAUCCAGAUUUCCCUAUCCUGAUCAGAGAGUGCUCAGAUGUGCAGCCCAAACUCUGGGCUAGAUAUGCAUUUGGCAGAGAGAAGAGUAUACCACUGAACAACCUAACUGUGGACCAAGUUACCAAAGUCUUGGAGAAUGCUGUUAACAGCAAAGCAUAAAGAUAAUCCAUACAACCUGUAUUUAAGUCUAAGUUAAAAUUUACACGUGUAACUCCUGUAUAAAAAAUGAUUUACAAAAUACA
Messenger RNA from Hemicordylus capensis (graceful crag lizard), 450 nucleotides. RefSeq names its product NADH:ubiquinone oxidoreductase subunit A2 (gene NDUFA2). NCBI's taxonomy places the organism in Eukaryota, Metazoa, Chordata, Lepidosauria, Squamata, Cordylidae. The record is from RefSeq and is a predicted model, not a curated record. The coding region runs from base 62 to 367 and encodes 101 amino acids. The transcript is spliced from 3 exons.